GAAAUGUCAAUAAAGGGAGAUUUUGUGGAGCUUCACGAGUGAAUUAUAUUUUGCAAAAUACCCUAUAAAUUGUCUAAUUUCCCAAGUAUUUUCCACUCGUGGGGAAAGUACAAGUGCCGGCAACUAAGAGAGCAGUGAAAUUGGGAACUUUCACGUGGAGAGCAGCUUUGUGUUUGUGCGAGAAAAAACCAGCGUCUGUCUGGGAGAUUUCCCCCCAAAUACAGUGAAUUUUCAUUAAGGAAAAUGUCUCAUCACUACAUCGUGACUGCCCAGAAGCCCACGGCAGUGACAGCAUGUGUCACAGGGAACUUCACAUCUCCCACUGAGUUGAAUCUCAUCGUGGCGAAGAAUUCCCGCCUGGAGAUCUACCUGGUGACGCCGGAAGGCUUGCGGCCGGUGAAGGAGGUCGGUAUUUACGGCAAGAUCGCAGUGAUGAAGUUGUAUCGACCGGCGAACGAGACGAAGGAUCUGAUCUUCAUCCUCACCUGCCGCUACGAUGCCAUGAUCCUGGAGUGUCGCACGUCUGGCAACGGAGAGCUGGAGAUCCUCACGAAGGCACACGGCAAUGUGGCGGAUCGUGUGGGAAAGCCCGCCGAGACUGGCAUUCUGGCCGUGAUUGAUCCCAAAGCGCGGGUGAUUGGGAUGCGCCUGUACGAGGGACUGUUCAAGAUCAUCCCGCUGGACAAGGAGACAAACGAGCUGAAGGCCACGAGCAUUCGUCUGGAGGACAUGCACGUGCAGGAUCUGGAGUUUCUCUAUGGCUGCACAAAUCCCACGCUCAUUGUCAUCCACCAGGAUCUGAAUGGGCGCCACAUCAAGACGCACGAGAUCAAUCUGCGCGACAAGGAGUUCAUGAAGGUGGCGUGGAAGCAGGAGAAUGUCGAGACGGAGGCGUCAAUGCUCAUUCCCGUGCCCACGCCGCUGGGCGGCGCCAUUGUCAUUGGCCAGGAGUCGAUUGUCUACCACGAUGGCAACAAUUACGUGGCCGUGGCGCCGCCGAUCAUCAAGCAGAGCACCAUCAACUGCUACUGUCGCGUGGACAGCAAAGGGCUGCGCUAUCUGCUGGGCAACAUGAUGGGCAAUCUCUUCAUGCUCUUCCUGGAGACCGAGGAGAAUGCCAAGAAGAACCUGUACGUGAAGGACCUCAAGGUGGACCUGCUGGGCGAGAUUUCCAUCCCCGAGUGCAUCACAUAUCUGGACAAUGGGGUGCUCUUCAUCGGCUCACGCCAUGGCGAUUCGCAGCUGGUGAAGCUCAACACGGUGGCGGAUGAGAAUGGCGCUUACGUGGUGCCGAUGGAGACUUUCACCAAUCUCGGGCCCAUCACGGACAUCUGCAUUGUGGAUCUGGAGCGUCAGGGUCAGGGACAGAUGAUCACGUGCUCGGGGAGCUUCAAAGAAGGCUCGCUGCGCAUCAUUCGCAAUGGCAUUGGGAUUCAGGAGCACGCGUGCAUCGAUUUGCCGGGCAUUAAGGGCUUGUGGGCGCUCAAAGUUGGCAUCGAUGACAAUCCCUACGACAACACUUUAGUUCUUGCCUUUGUGGGACACACCAGAGUUCUCACGCUGACUGGCGAGGAGGUGGAAGAGACGGAGAUUCACGGAUUUCUAAGUGACCAGCAAACUUUCUACUGUGGAAAUGUCGCCUUCGGACAGAUCAUCCAAGUGACUCCAGUGACGGCGCGUCUCGUGCAGGCUCACAGCCGGACGCUGCUCAGCGAGUGGAAGCCGCCGGGAGACAGGCGGAUCGGCGUGGUGGCGUGCAACUACUGUCAGCUCGUGUGCGCCUCGGCGUGCGACGUGUAUUACAUUGAGGUGUGCGAGGGGGCGCUGGUGCAGAAAGCUCAGGUCACGCUGGACUACGAAGUGGCUUGUCUGGACAUCUCGCCGCUGGAGGAGCGUCAAACGCGUGCAGAUCUGAUCGCUGUUGGCCUCUGGACGGACAUCUCAGCGUGUGUGUUCAAGCUGCCCAAUCUGGAGUUGCUGCACACGGAGAAAUUGGGCGGUGAAAUCAUCCCCAGAUCGAUUCUGAUGACAGCCUUUGAGGGAUACACUUACUUGCUGUGCGCUCUGGGCGAUGGAUCGAUGUUCUACUUUGCGCUCAGCACAUCGACUGGAGCGCUGAGUGAGAAGAAGAAAGUCACUCUCGGAACACAACCAACAAUCCUCAAGACCUUCAGAUCUCUGUCCACGACCAAUGUGUUUGCCUGCUCAGAUCGUCCGACGGUGAUUUACUCGUCGAAUCACAAGCUUGUCUUCUCCAAUGUCAAUCUCAAGGAGGUCAAUCACAUGUGCAGUCUCAAUGCUGAAGCUUAUCCGGACAGUUUGGCGCUGGCGACGAAGAAUUCAGUGAUUCUGGGCACAAUUGAUGAGAUACAGAAGCUUCAUAUUCGCACUGUGCCGCUCGGUGAGACGCCACGACGCAUUGCGUAUCAGGAGGCCAGCCAGACAUUUGGUGUCAUCACGCUGCGAAUGGACAUUCAGGACUCUUCUGGACUCAUCCCAUCACGUCCCAGUGCCUCGACGCAAACCCAGAAUGUCACGUCGUCGAACAAUGUGGGAUCGCUGCUGAAGCCAGGCGCUGGUGCGUCGGGAAGCAAUGCAGAAUUUGGACAGGAAGUGGAAAUUCACAAUCUUCUGGUGAUUGAUCAGAACACAUUUGAAGUUCUGCACGCUCAUCAGUUCACACAGUCGGAAUAUGCAAUGUCGCUGAUGUCUGCGAAGCUGGGAAAUGAUCCCAACACUUACUAUGUCGUGGGAACAGCCAUCGUGAAUGCCGAGGAACCGGAACCGAAGAUUGGCAGAAUCAUCAUUUAUCACUAUGCGGAGGGGAAGAUGACGAUAGUUGCGGAGAAGGAGGUGAAGGGCGCUUGCUACUCACUUGUGGAGUUCAAUGGCAAGGUCCUGGCGAGCAUAAAUGCCACUGUGAGGCUGUUCGAGUGGACGAGCGACAAGGAUUUGCGACUGGAGUGCAGUCACUUCAACAACAUCAUCGCCCUGUACUUGAAGACGAAGGGGGACUUCAUCCUCGUGGGCGAUCUCAUGCGCUCGCUCACGCUGCUGCAGUACAAGCAAAUGGAGGGGAGCUUCGAGGAGAUUGCCAGGGACUUUGAGCCCAACUGGAUGACAGCCAUUGAGAUUCUCGAUGAUGACACAUUCUUGGGGGCGGAGAACAAUAACAACUUGUUCGUGUGCCAGAAGGAUAGCGCCGCGACGACGGACGAGGAGCGCCAGCAGAUGCCGGAAGUGGCGCUCUUCCACCUCGGCGACAUGAUCAAUGUGUUCCGCCAUGGAUCGCUGGUGAUGCAGAAUGUGGGCGAGAACACCACACAGACGUCCGGGUGUGUGCUGUACGGCACAAUUAGUGGCGCCAUUGGGCUCGUCACGCAAAUUCCGCCCAACUUCUAUGAGAUCCUGAAGAAUCUGGAGGAGCGAUUGACGCACACGAUCAAGUCUGUGGGCAAGAUCAGUCACUUGACGUGGCGCAGCUUCCACACAGAGACGAAGCUGGAGCCGUGCGAGGGUUUCAUUGAUGGGGAUCUGGUGGAGAGUUUCCUGGACUUGAGUCGCGACAAGAUGAGAGAGACUGUCUUUGGCCUUGAGAUUGAGGCUGAAGGGGUGAAGAAGGAGGCAACAGUUGAUGACAUUAUAAAGAUUGUUGAGGACUUGACGAGAAUUCACUAAUGUAAUGGUGGUCAAGGAGUAAAGUAAGUAAUAUUUUCCCAUCUUUCCUUUCCAGCUCUUUUGUUACAUUGAAUUUUCGAAUAAACAGUAAGUUUCCAAUGAUUCAAGCCUGGUUGAGGAUCUCUAAGUCUCUCUCUCUCUGUCUGGGGGUGGAUUUGCCGAGAUUGCAAUGCUUUCGAAUCGAAGUGCUCUUCAUGCAUCCUAAAGUCUGUACAGAAUUGCUCUAUCGCCCCAUUUAACGCUCUGAGCGGGUGAAAAUGUAGUGAAUUGUAUUAUUAAUUUCCAUUCUCUACAUUUAAAUUGACACAAUAUGAUAAAUUGAGUGUGAAUAUAUUCAAUAUAGAGGAGAGAGAACAGGUCAAUUGUACUGAAAGGAAAUACAACAUUGAGACAGAUGAUGAAAAUGAU
Phlebotomus argentipes is the source of this 4086-nucleotide messenger RNA. It is a transcript of the gene pic, whose product is annotated as DNA damage-binding protein 1. The transcript has 5 exons. Gene Ontology annotation, cellular component: nucleus; site of double-strand break. The record is from RefSeq and is a predicted model, not a curated record. Gene Ontology annotation, molecular function: nucleic acid binding; protein binding. Gene Ontology annotation, biological process: proteasome-mediated ubiquitin-dependent protein catabolic process; DNA repair. Lineage: Eukaryota; Metazoa; Arthropoda; Insecta; Diptera; Psychodidae. Bases 244 to 3678 code for a protein of 1144 amino acids.